Messenger RNA from Racocetra fulgida, 904 nucleotides. The record is from the annotation of a GenBank genome assembly. NCBI's taxonomy places the organism in Eukaryota, Fungi, Glomeromycota, Glomeromycetes, Diversisporales, Gigasporaceae.
UUGCGUCAACAUUUACGUUAUGGAAAUAAUAGUGGAACUCACAUAAUACGAUACUAUGGUCUGACCCAAGAUCCAGUUACAAAGAAUUAUAUGUUGGUCAUGCAAUACGCGAGAAAUGGUGAUUUAACAAAAUAUUUGACGAAUAAUAAUUUCAAUAUCACAUGGGAACGACGUUUGGAAAUUCUCUAUGGUAUUGCCACCGCCGCGGAUGUUUAUAGUUUUGGUAGUAUCAUGUGGGAAUUGGCAACUGGUCAAAAGCCAUUUUCGAAUCGAUUAAAUGAUAAUUCUUUGUCAAAAGAUAUUUGUCAUGGACUUCGACCAAAAAUUGAUGAUAAUAUACCAGAAUGUUAUAGUAGGUUAAUGCAAAGAUGUUGGAAUCAUGAUCCAUUAAACCGACCAACCACCAAUGAAUUAUGUGAAAUCAUAGGAGAAUGGCUAGUAGAAAUUUCUGAUGGACUCUCAACAGAAAUAACAAAAGAAUUUCAAAUUGCUGAAAAAAAACGUAUAGAAAUUUCAAAUUCAAAUCAACAUUUUUCCGUCUGCGAAUAUAUGGCCGCGGAAACUGCUUUAUAUAGCUUGAAAUUCGCGGCUAUUCAAGCAGAUAAUUCAGAAGUCGCGGCGGAACUUUACGGUACUUAUAAAGCUGCAACGAUUGGCACUUGUAAUACUCCAAAACCUUCUUUACUAGAUUUUAGAGGUAGAGCCAAGUGGGAUUCUUGGAAUGAUUUAGGUGAAAUGUCAAAAGAGGAGGCAAAGCAACGUUAUAUCGAUAUUUUGGAACAAGCAAAUGUUGGAUGGAGUAAAGAUCGUAUGGACAAUGAAGAAAAUUGUGCAAGAUAUUUGUAUAAAAAUGGUGCUAAUAUUAUACUUAAAGAUGAGGAUGGAUUUACAGCUUUUGAACAUU